UCAUAUGGAGAAUUUCGAAACAUCGAUCAAGCCAGAUAGACCCAACAUUGAGGCUUCUAAAAACAUGUCAUGCACCCAAAAAACAUAGCUUAUACUCUAGGCUCCACCAUUUCUCCUCCACUUGUCAUCUCUUAAAUCUUCCAACCAUUUUGGCCCCUGCUUCUUCUAGCUAUUCUCAGAACUCAUUUCCCCUUGCUAGCUUAAUUUCUCAUUUGUUGAACACUAUCCCAUUUGCAACAAGUUGUGAACAUGAAGAUCUUCAAUUGGGUGCAUAGGCAGUUUCAUCAUGCUCCCCUUAAAGAUGGAUUGGCUAGAAAUGUGAAAAAAGCAGAAUUUAUUAAAAAUGAAGGUGACAAACAAGCAUUGCUGAAACAAGUAGCCCUAGUUGAUGUUCUUGAUGGCUGGAGAGAUGGUAUUUUAACAAUUGGAACAUUAGGCCUUGACCCUUUAAAACCUUUCGAUCAACAAAAUCAAUAUUUUGUUUUAGAAAGCGAACACGAAGAUCAGUAUCAAGAAGACGAUGAUGAUCACAAUGGCGACGAGCUAGAACAAUCCCCGGUGACCAAUAGUUCUAGUUUUAAGCAAGAACACAGCAACAUUGGUUAUGAAUCUUGCGAUGAUGAUGAAGAAGAUGAAGUGAACCCUUUAAUAUUUACAAGAUUUGAUCAUAAUUUUGAUAUCGGAUCAACUCUCGAUAUCAAAUCUGAAUCUGAUGAUAUCAAAGAAAAGGGAAAAAGAAUUACACUGGCAGAACUUUUCUUGGAGGAUUCUGACGUGAAAAAGAAGAAAGAUUCAGUACAAACUGAUCAGCACAUUAAGCCAGGCAAAAAAUCAACUGUUCCGAAGACCGGUUUAUCGUUCGCCAAGAAACUCAUACCUAGUGUCGGAGAUGAUUCACGUCCGAUCAAGAAAUUAAACAAAUUAAUGAAGAGGAUGUUAAAGAGAAAAAUACAUCCAGAUGUUGAAGGAAAAGAUAAUGAUCAACAGAAGAGCAGCAUUAUGGAAUUUGCAGUUACCAAAGGAAAUGUAGCUGCUGAAUCAGUUUCUCUGCUUCCAACCCCUUCAGGUCUUACCAUCUGAUCGUCUGAACAAUGACUUGAUUAUUAAUUUGUUACAAAAUGUAUUUUGGUAUUUUUGUUGGUGAAUUUAUUUGGGGUUUAUUGUUGAUUUUCAAUUAUGCGGACAAUGUUGAUGGGGUUGUCAUGUGUGUGUUUAUAUCGAGUCAUGUGAUUCUGUUGAGUAAAAUGUUGGAUGUUUCAUUGUCCCCAAGUUUUAACAUGUUUAUGGUUUGA
Molecule: messenger RNA, 1292 nt
Organism: Mercurialis annua (annual mercury)
Lineage: Eukaryota; Viridiplantae; Streptophyta; Magnoliopsida; Malpighiales; Euphorbiaceae
Product: protein TILLER ANGLE CONTROL 1
Exons: 5
Coding region: 250-1080 (276 amino acids)
Biological process (GO): morphogenesis of a branching structure
Source: RefSeq, a predicted model, not a curated record